UCAGAGGGAAAAUCUGUUGACGGUUUUCCGUUUUCAAAAUCAAACGAACAAUUCCAUACGACCGGCCGGGCCAGCGGCUGUGGCGCAGCGAUCAAUACGAGUCGUAACUGUGAUAUAUAGUUAAAUAUUGUACGAAAUGUGUUUAUAAACGCGUGGCUUACCCUUUCUAACCAGUUUACUUACACCUCCGCAUCACACACCAACUCACAUUAUUUCCAUCGGUGCUUAUUUGUUAACAGUGUACCGUGCUAACCCUAAUCCUUUACCCCGCUUUGUGUGGGCUGCCUUUAUUUGGAAGUUUGUACGCCUCUAUCCCGGGAAAGCAAUGGAGUCGGAAGCCUUUUUAACACCGCGCAAGCUAUUCCAAAGCGCUCUUGCACGAACCUCAUCGCGAACGUCGAUGGCCUCCUCGCCAUCGCUAAUGGCCGUGAGGACGCCGACCUCGCUGUCACGGAACAGCACCAGCAGCUGUAACAACACCGCAACCAGCAAUCGUUUCAAUUUACUACCCGUGCUACAAACUCCUCCUUCGCGCAUAUUUAAAGGCCGCAUCGUGAAUCCCUUCGAACCGCAUCUGGUCGAACGGUUGCAUCUGCCGAUGAUCGGGAGCCCUUCGCUCUUCCACCGUCCCAGCACACCGCAGAACAGCAGCAUCACACAGUUCGAGUGGACGAUCGACGAGGUGUCCUCGCUGGGACCGGUGAACGUGGAACCGCACGAGACGCAGUUCAUCGAAACGCCCGACCCGGUCGCGGAGGCUAGGGUGCAGGCCGCUAUCAGUACCUACUUUAAGGAGCACAGCAUAGUGCCCAGCCCGAUCGACUGUCCUUUAAGAAAUCAGAAGAUCGUGCUGUCGAAGGACUCUAGCACCUCCACGAACUCCAGCAGUGGUGGCGCUGUUUCCAGCAAGCGAAAGGUUCGCGAUGGAAUAAGCCAAACGGUUCUGUCCUUCCCACCGCAUCUUCCAAAAGAGAUAGAGGAUGUGUUGCAAAAGUAUCUUACCUACAACGAGGACCAGCAACAGAAACAUGAUACCGCGCUGGAUGAAUCCUCGGCCAGUAGCAUCGAUCACGAUGCACGGGAUGCUUCUUUGCGACGGAAACUGUUCAACACAUCCGCCCUGAACGACGAUGCGGACGACAGUGAUGCUGGAGGUGCGAGCCGUUACGCCAACUCGAUCGAUGAUUUCGAUCUCAGAGCCUUGAGUCCUGCUCCGGAGUCGCCCGAGGUGCUGGUGGUGGGAGAGCUGGCGAGUGAGCAGGAUCUGAAGCGAUCGCGGUACUACGGCUCGCAGGAAAUGCUCAAUCACAUUCCCGAAAGUGAUGCGGACAGUUCGUUCGGUGCACUGUCGCCCAUCUCGAAAAGCAUGGCCAGUCCUUCACCAACAGAAGCCUUCGAAUUGCACCAUUCGGACUCGGAUGCUAUUUACCGCAGUACGCCGGAACCUUCCGGGAUUUUCCAUAGUGACAACAUGUCACCGGAACUUUGCGGUAGCCGUCACUACAUGAGUGGUUCGAUAAAACAUACUGAAUUAACAAACGAACUUGCGGAAGCAAACCUGUCGGCCGACGGCGAAAGGAGCCUUGCCUUAUCAUCGCAAUCGUCUGACUCCUCUCAGCAGACGCAGCACUCCACCACGCCGUUGCGGGGUUUCCGGAGAAAGGAAAAACGCCGUACUAAUCGUAAGAAUUUGUCACAAUCUUUUCUUCAAAUCUCGGACAAGGAUCGUAACGAAGAGAACCAGUCCACCGAUAGUGCGUGCGAGGUGCGUCAUACUCGCACCACUCCAAUGAAAGCAUUGUCACCGAUAAAGGAAAUCGCUGGCUUGUCGGAAAAUGUAGUGCCUUGCGUAAACUUCUAUCGCACUGAUAGUGGUUUCAAUGAGGAAAGUCAAAGUAACGACUACGCGAAUGAACUUUCCGAUGUGUCGAUGCUUUCGGAGGACUUCUCGAACACUCCAGGAAGAAAGAGGCAAGACAAAACCGGCACCGGUCCCAGGGUCAAUAGCUAUACCAACAAUUGUUCCUCUCCUUUAAGACUGUAACGUGGUCACUAAUCGCCAUAAGACUCAUUACGUUAGGGAACGAAAUCAAAAUGCAAAAAACGUUUCGGCCAACAAAACUCUAGCAAAAUUCCUAAUUUGAUAGCUCAAUUGUGUAUUUCGCAAUAUUUAGUUAAUGAUUUUAAUGCAAUGGAAAACGGAAACCGACUCAAACGAAGCGUGUGUGCGCACUGAACUGAAU
Messenger RNA from Anopheles coluzzii, 2243 nucleotides. It is a transcript of the gene bora, whose product is annotated as protein aurora borealis. Gene Ontology annotation, biological process: regulation of mitotic nuclear division; activation of protein kinase activity; regulation of mitotic spindle organization. Bases 326 to 2044 code for a protein of 572 amino acids. Gene Ontology annotation, cellular component: cytoplasm; nucleus. NCBI's taxonomy places the organism in Eukaryota, Metazoa, Arthropoda, Insecta, Diptera, Culicidae. The transcript is spliced from 3 exons. Gene Ontology annotation, molecular function: protein kinase binding. The record is from RefSeq and is a predicted model, not a curated record.